Messenger RNA from Rotaria sp. Silwood1, 1836 nucleotides. The record is from the annotation of a GenBank genome assembly. Lineage: Eukaryota; Metazoa; Rotifera; Eurotatoria; Philodinida; Philodinidae.
AUGAGUCGAUUUUUCGACAUUGAUCUUAAUGACAAGAGAAUUCCACCAAACUUUGGUUAUAGACAUCAAUCAUUACUUUCACUUGAACAUGCUCUUGAGCCCAUCGUGCCUCGUAUUGACCAUUUGCAUCAAUAUAUCAAGGAAGCUUUAGAAAAAUGCCAUUUUCCAUCCGAACACAACCUUACACAUGACGAAUCAGCCUCGAUUUAUCUUUAUACCAUGGAAUUGGGUGCUCAUAGUUUAUAUCAAUUGUUGAAUAACGAUUUGCGAUCGGAAGACCCAUCUUCAUUGACACCAUGGGCUAAUUAUCUCAAAUUAUUCGAAAUUGCACUUACAAAACUGCCCAAAGAGAAAAAACGUCUUUGGUGUGGUACGAAAGAUAAUGUCAACCAGAAUUUUAUUAAAGGUAGUGAAAUAAUUUGGCGAAGUGUGAGUUCUUGCUCAACCACACUAAAUAUCAUCAAAGAAUUUCUCGGCAACGAUACAAAUGCUACACUCUUCAUGAUUGAAGCGGUGAACGGUAGAAAUUUGAGUGGCUAUACAAAACAUCCAGAUGAAAACGAAGUAUUGCUCGGUCCAGGCACUCGAUUAAGUGUGGAAAGUGAUGAUUUAAAACUUAAUGAUGGUCUAAAAGUUCUGCAUGUAGUAGAAAUAACGGACAAGAAUAAUGAAACAUUACCAGCAGUCAUAAAUACGAUUAGCAUAACAUCAAAACCAGAAACUCUUACUGAUAUGAAACAUGAUAAACGAUCAAUUCAAGAAUUUGUCACCUACUGUCGUGAUUGGCAUGGUAACGAAUUCCCAAAACAGGAUAUCGAACAGUUUCAACAAGAAUAUCAUGAACAUUCACCCAUUUGGUGGUAUACAGCACCGCAUUUUCUCUACUCAGUGCUUGAAUAUUCUUUGGAAACUCUAGAUUUUGAAGCAAUCAUCAAGUUGGGUUUCUUUAUUCUCGAUCUUCAUGAACAAUUAGGAAAACUUCAUUCCGAACGGUUCAAAAAAGUUAAGGGAAAAUUGACUGUCUACCGUGGUCAAGGAUUACCAAAAAGUGAUUUACAAAAAUUAAAAUCACAUGUAGGCGGUCUCUUGUCGUUCAACCACUUUCUAUCAACUAGUCCAGAUCGUCUUAUUUCUAUUGCCGAUGCUAGGCAGGCAGCCGAAAAUCAAGAAUCUGUUAGAGUGUUAUUUGUGAUCACUGUCGAUCUAUCGAUUUCAUCGACUCCAUUUGCAAAUAUUCGAGAUUUACAAUAUUACUCAAGUCAUGAAUCAAUACUAUUUACUACACACACCGUCUUUCGAAUUGAACGUAUUCAACAAAUGGAUAAAGAAUCUCGAUUUUGGCAAGUAAAACUUACAAUGAUGGAACAUAACGAUGGUUAUUGGAGCUCUCUAACUGAGUUCAUGAGAAAGGAAAUCCAAGGACCAACAGAAUAUCAUCGAUUGGGAUUAUAUUAUCGAGUUGAAUGUUUUACUUAUGAUCGAACAAAUGAUCAAUGUCAAGCAUGUUUAUCUUAUGGUAUAUGUUUAAAAGGUAAUAUUCAUAAUGAUAAAGAUUUUUUUUAUGUUUAUGUCAAAAAUGUUAUUUUGUUUUUUUUUUUUUUACAUUUUGUUCGUUCAAAAUUACGUAAAACUGGUGUUGAAAAUUCUUUACUUAUUAUAUCAAUUAUUAAUCAAUGUUCACUUUUAUUCUUAUUAUUAAAAAUUAUACAUAUUAUUUUGGAAAGUAAUGGCAACCUAUUUCAUUAUAAUACAUUUAAUUUAUUUUCAUCUCGAAGUCAUGUAAAAACAACUGGUGGACGACAAACAUUCAAAGAAGUAUUUAAAAAACAAUUUUAA